Molecule: messenger RNA, 4551 nt
Organism: Ceratitis capitata (Mediterranean fruit fly)
Lineage: Eukaryota; Metazoa; Arthropoda; Insecta; Diptera; Tephritidae
Gene: sol
Product: calpain-D
Exons: 10
Coding region: 251-4459 (1402 amino acids)
Biological process (GO): proteolysis
Cellular component (GO): cytoplasm
Molecular function (GO): calcium-dependent cysteine-type endopeptidase activity
Source: RefSeq, a predicted model, not a curated record
UGUAAUGCACCUAUGUCACCCUUUUAUGUUCUUGUGCGGUGAGUUUUAUUUCAAUUGGUCCAUAUAGGUUUUGUGUCUCAAAGGACGUAUAAAUUGAUAUCAUGUUUCUAUUAAGGAUCAAAGAGUUUGAGAUGUGGAAAAUAAAUAUUGAAAUAUAGUUUAUAUAUAUUAAAAAAAAAUUAAUAGAAGUGUAUUACAUAUACAUAAGUGCUUAUGAAUGUGAUGGCAAUUUGUCAGAGUUGGUAAAAAAAUGGGCACUAUUGCUUCGGUACUACAAUGGAAAUGUGAGAAUUGUAAUAAUAUCGACCCUGAAAAAUGCGUAAACUGUGGCAAAAUGCAAAGAAUUUUAUCGACAAGUACACGAAUAGGAGACAAAAAUAACGUGCAGAAAAAUUCUGGAAUUCUGGUUAAAAAAGAUACUUGUAGAGGGAAAGACACAUUUUCACCGUCAAGAUCAUUUUCGGACAAUGAGCCAUCAUUAAAUAUUUCUUCGGAGGAUGAUGAUAUCAUAACCAAAAAUGAUUACAAGCGGGUAUAUAAAUCGAUGCUCAGAGGGUGUCUGCGGAGGCCGCAACGAAAUAAUAAAAAUUUCUCAUCAAAUUGUGUCGACUGUGAAAAUACACGGAAAUACGUUAAAACAUCUAUCGAGCUAUAUCAUCAUUUCUCCAACCCGUCAUUAAACAGGCGAUGGAUUUGUAAUAACUGCGAAUCUGAAAAUAGUUCCGUUACGUGGCACUGCAUUAUUUGUGACACAGUCAGCUAUUUGGCACCUAUAUAUAAAGAUACGAUUUUGAAUCAAGGGUAUAGCGACUGCAAAGAACCAAAUAAAACAGAAAAGAUAAAGAGAAAAGUUUGGAAGCGCCCGAAUUGUUUACGUAGAGCUCAGAGCCUUACAGCGGACAAGUCGUUUUCUUGUCGCAGCUGUCACAUUUGCUUCGUAAAUAAUUGCAAAGACAUUUUCAACCUUCCAGACACUGGAGGAGGAAAUCUGCCCGCUUCAUCCGCCAAUAAUAAUUCUGCCGAGCAAAAGGGUAAUUUUACCAUAACAACGCAUUCUAAAGGCGCUAAAUUGGAAAAUGACCACAGUAAAUUCACCUUACCCGGCUCAACAGUCUUAAUAGCCAUCAAUGAUUGGGCUCCAGAAACAAUAAAUAAAACUCAAUCGUCUACAGAAAGUAAGAAAAACACGGUCGAAUUAGUUGAAGUUAAUCGGGUUUGCAGGAACAAACAAAAUGAAACUAAUUAUUCGAAUAUUAAAGAAGAAAUAAAAAAAGAAACUCAACCAAUCUAUGAGAACAACCCGUUAUGUCAAAUUGCAAGCAAAAGUUGCCAUCAGAAUGAGAAAAAUGCAACUUCUGUUGAAAUGAAUGAAUGUAAUCAACCGAUAUAUGCUAUAGUCAAUAAAAGUAAGAAACUAAAGAAGCAUAUUGUUUCAUCUGAGGACUUAUUGCAAAAAGAAUAUUUAGUUAAUAUCACCAGUAAAAAGACAGAGCAACUUAACAAUUUACUAAAAAAUUAUAAUAAAACAAAAUGUAAAGAAACACUUGAUACUUUUAGAGAUAUGGCAGAAAAUGAAAACGACGAAAACGCUCCGAAUAUUAAUUAUUCAUCCGUAAACAUAUGCCCUAACUCUAUAACUUCAGAUCCAAGAGUUGGUGUUAAUGCAGAACAUUCAAUAUAUGCAAAAGUGUGGAAAGGCCCCCGGAAAACAAGUGAAUCAAAAAUAUUCAAUGCAUCUUCAAAUCAAGAGGAUAACAAUAUGCUCAAUAACACAAGAAGAACGUGGACAUGCUCAAAGUGCUCCUAUGCAUAUAAUCGUAUUUGGACCGACAACUGCGAAAUUUGUGAAUCUAUUCGUAGCCAGCCAACGGUAGAGCAACCCAGUUUAAUAACUGUAACAAAGUCUGAAAAUUCAAUAACAUCAGCAGAACGAAUUGAAGGUAAAUGGACAUGCAAAAAAUGUACAUUAGUUAACGACCCCACUUCAAUUGCCUGUGCUGUGUGCGGAGGAUCGAAGCUACGAAGUAUUUGUUCCGUAGAGGAUAUGACAUUGCGCAAGGGUGAAUUUUGGACUUGUAAUAAGUGUACUCUAAAAAAUAAUUUAUCUACUGGAAUAUGUAGCGCAUGCAAAUCUGUGCGAUCAUUACCAAUUGAACCCAAGAGGUUACAGAUAAAGGAGAUCAAUACCGAAGAAACUGUUGCCUCUCAUGCCGCUGACGCCAGUUCCCAUUUUUGGCAACCCAUCGCGAAGACAGUAAAUUUACAACCGAGUCAAAUAAAGGUUUCAAGAAGCCCCUCCCCUCGAGAAAUUCAAGGCUCGUCAGGUGCUAUUCCUAAGAGACACAGCACAGGAGGUAGUAUAUUAACCUCUAACUCAGGUUCUGUAAGUACCUCCGUUUCACCGAUUACUGCGUUAAAUGAUACUACUGGUCAAAAUAGAACUAAUAUCGUUAAUAGUAAUACUGUAUCCAAAAUGUGGCAAUGCCCAGCUUGCACAUAUGAAAACUGUCCAGCUUCUGUUGUUUGCGACAUGUGUUCAAGUCCCCGAGGUUUAGCCAGCAGUUUAAAUGAGUCACCACUGAUAAGUGCCGGAAAAGUUACCAUAGAUAUUCGGCAGGAGAGCAAACUUAUGGAAAAUCUGCGACAAAUUGAAGAAAAGGAGGCUUUGAAUAAAUGGAAAAAUAUUAUCCAGUAUUGUAGUGAUAACAACGAGCUUUUUGUAGAUGACUCAUUUCCUCCAGCACCUAAGAGUUUAUAUUACAAUCCAACUAAUAGUAUUCCUGAUGGUAAUCCAGUUGUGCAGUGGAGACGUCCUCAUGAGAUAAGUUGUGAAGGCGGAACUUUUCCGCCAUGGGCGGUAUUUCGAACGCCGCUACCGUCGGAUAUAUGUCAAGGUGUGUUGGGAAAUUGCUGGUUGCUAAGUGCGCUUGCCGUACUGGCAGAACGCGAAGAUCUAGUUAAAGAAGUAUUAGUGACAAAAGAAAUAUGUUUACAAGGUGCCUAUCAGGUACGUCUAUGCAAAGACGGCAAGUGGAUAACAGUUUUGGUUGAUGACUUACUGCCAUGUGAUAAACGCGGUCACCUUGUUUAUUCACAAGCUAAAAGAAAACAACUUUGGGUUCCUUUAAUUGAAAAAGCGGUGGCUAAAAUUCAUGGAUGUUAUGAAGCUCUAGUUUCCGGGCGAGCUAUCGAAGGUUUGGCUACCUUGACGGGAGCACCAUGUGAAAGCAUUCCAUUACAAGCAAGCUCACUACCAAUGCCCAGUGAAGAUGAAUUGGAUAAAGACCUAAUCUGGGCACAGCUUUUAAGCUCUAGAUGUGUUCGAUUUUUAAUGGGAGCUAGUUGUGGUGGUGGUAACAUGAAGGUAGAUGAAGACGAAUACCAACGAAAGGGUCUACGUCCCCGUCAUGCGUACUCUGUUCUAGACGUUAGAGAUAUUCAGGGGCAUCGUUUAUUAAAACUUCGUAAUCCCUGGGGUCAUUACUCCUGGCGUGGAAACUGGUCCGAUGAUUCUGAUCUUUGGACCGAAGAUUUGCGGGAAGAAUUAAUGCCGCACGGCGCUUCAGAAGGUGUUUUUUGGAUAUCAUUUGAGGAUGUACUAAAUUACUUCGAUUGCAUAGAUAUAUGCAAAGUACGUUCUGGAUGGAAUGAAGUAAGAUUGCAGGACACUCUACAGCCUCUUUGUUCGAUUUCAUGCGUUUUGCUCACCGUCUUAGAGCCAACAGAAGCCGAAUUUACGCUUUUUCAAGAGGGACAACGAAACUCUGAAAAAUCCCAGCGUUCUCAGCUGGAUUUGUGUGUUGUGAUAUUUCGAACACGUUCUCCCGUGUCUCCAGAGAUCGGGAGAUUGGUGGAGCAUAGCAAACGCCAGGUUCGCGGAUUUGUUGGUUGUCAUAAGAUGUUGGAACGUGAUAUAUAUUUACUAGUUUGUCUUGCAUUUAAUCAUUGGCAUACUGGAAUUGAAGAGCCUCACCAAUAUCCCCAAUGUGUAUUGGCUAUACACAGCUCCAAACGUCUUCUUGUAGAGCAAAUUACGCCCUCGCCGCACUUGUUAGCCGAUGCAAUAAUAAGUCUCACUUUAUCAAAGGGCCAGCGUCACGAAGGAAGAGAAGGAAUGACCGCUUAUUAUUUAACAAAGGGAUGGGCAGGACUUGUAGUAAUGGUUGAAAACCGGCAUGAAAAUAAAUGGAUACAUGUUAAAUGUGACUGCCAAGAAAGUUACAAUGUUGUAUCUACAAGGGGUGAAUUAAAAACGGUUGACUCAGUGCCACCUUUACAAAGGCAAGUCAUUAUCGUUUUAACACAACUAGAAGGCAGCGGUGGCUUUAGCAUUGCUCAUCGGCUAACACAUCGACUUGCGAACUCUAGAGGGCUUCAUGAUUGGGGUCCGCCCGGAGCGACGCACUGCCCGCCAAUAGAAAGCGUUCAUGGAUUGCAUGCACCUCGUUUGAUUACUUAACUUUUCACCGAUCUAGUCAUAAUUUCAAAAUACUGAUAAACAAAUACAUAUAUACAUAAGUACGAACAUAUACAUAUACAUACAUAACUAGA